GCCCCCCCUCCCCUCCCACGCACCCCCCUGCUACGUCAGAAGCUCCCGGGCCAGCUCCGAGUCCUGUCGGUGGGGGCAGCAGGAUGCUGGUGGAAGCAGAGGGGACAGGCCGGGUGCCUCCGCAGCUCGGCUGUCAGGGCCCGGCGGGGCGUGUGCGGCUGCUGGUGCGCGCCCCCCAGCCCCACGCCUCCCCAUGCAGCCCUGGCAGUGCCUCCGGCGCUUUGCCCUGGCCUGGUGGGAGAGGACGGCGGAGGGCAGAGCCCGCUCUCCCAGGGAGGAGGCUGGACCGAGGGACCCUGGGGGCCGAGGGGAGCCAGGGCUCCAGCGUGCGGCGGGAGGGAAGCCUCCAGGACUCUGUUCCCUCUGUUUAAAGUCUCCAGAUCCGGAGCGGAGCAGCCCCCCCAUGCUGUCUGCGGACGAUGCGGAGUACCCGCGGGAGUACCGGACCCUGGGGGGCGGGGGCGGCGGGGGCAGCGGGGGCCGGCGCUUCUCCAACGUGGGGCUGGUGCACACGUCCGAGCGGCGGCACACGGUGAUCGCGGCCCAGAGUCUGGAGGCGCUCAGCGGGCUCCAGAAGGCGGACGCCGACCGCAAGCGUGAUGCCUUCAUGGACCACCUGAAGAGCAAGUACCCGCAGCACGCCCUGGCCCUGCGAGGCCAGCAGGACAGGAUGCGAGAGCAGGUUGGCGGCUGGACCGUGGACCCCGUGUGCCUCCUCAGCUCCCUCUGCUCCCACCUCCAUGGCGACUCCGCCCCCUCCGGGGCUGGCCAGCCGGCCCAGCAGCCAAACUACUGGAGUUUCAAGACCCGCAGCUCACGCCACACUCAGGGAGCCCAGCCCGGGCUGGCAGACCAGGCGGCAAAGCUGUCGUACGCCUCGGCCGAGUCGCUGGAGACCAUGUCGGAGGCCGAGCUGCCCCUGGGCUUCAGCAGGAUGAACCGCUUCCGACAGAGCCUGCCUCUCUCCCGCUCGGCCAGCCAGACCAAGCUGCGCUCCCCAGGGGUGCUGUUCCUGCAGUUCGGGGAGGAGACUCGGCGCGUGCACAUCACGCACGAGGUCAGCAGCCUGGACACGCUGCACGCACUCAUCGCGCACAUGUUCCCGCAGAAGCUCACCAUGGGCAUGCUUAAGUCGCCCAAUACCGCCAUCCUCAUCAAAGACGAGGCUCGCAACGUCUUCUACGAGCUGGAGGACGUCCGGGACAUCCAGGACCGCAGUAUUAUCAAGAUCUACAGAAAGGAGCCCCUCUAUGCUGCCUUCCCUGGCUCACAUCUCACCAAUGGGGACCUCCGGAGAGAGAUGGUGUACGCAUCGCGGGAGUCGUCGCCCACGCGGCGCCUCAACAACCUGUCGCCAGCGCCGCACCUGGCGUCCGGCUCGCCGCCGCCCGGGCUGCCGUCGGGGCUGCCAUCCGGGCUGCAGUCCGGUUCGCCGUCGCGCUCGCGCCUCUCGUACGCCGGGGGGCGCCCGCCCUCGUACGCCGGCAGCCCGGUGCACCACGCGGCCGAGAGGCUGGGAGGCGCCCCGGCCGCCCAGGGCGUCAGCCCCAGCCCCAGCGCCAUCCUGGAGCGGCGCGACGUGAAGCCAGACGAGGAUCUGGCGAGCAAGGCGGGCGGCAUGGUGCUGGUGAAAGGCGAGGGCCUCUAUGCUGACCCCUACGGGCUGCUGCACGAGGGCCGUCUGAGCCUGGCCGCGGCCGCCGGCGACCCGUUCGCCUACCCGGGAGCCGGCGGCCUCUACAAGCGCGGCUCGGUGCGCUCGCUCAGCACCUACUCGGCCGCCGCGUUGCAGUCCGAUCUGGAGGACACCCUGUACAAGGCGGCGGGCGGCGGCGGCCCGCUGUACGGCGACGGCUACGGCUUCCGCCUACCGCCUUCGUCACCGCAGAAGCUGGCCGACGUGGCAGCGCCCCCCGGAGGCCCCCCGCCGCCGCACAGCCCCUACUCGGGGCCGCCCAGCCGCGGCUCGCCAGUGCGCCAGUCCUUCCGCAAGGACUCGGGCUCCUCGUCCGUCUUCGCCGAGAGUCCUGGAGGGAAGACCCGCAGCGCGGGGAGCGCCUCGACGGCCGGAGCUCCCCCUUCGGAGCUCUUCCCUGGGCCUGGGGAACGCUCGCUGGUUGGGUUCGGGCCGCCAGUGCCAGCCAAGGACACGGAGACCAGGGAGCGCAUGGAGGCCAUGGAGAAGCAGAUUGCCAGCCUCACAGGCCUGGUGCAGAGCGCCUUACUGCGAGGCUCUGAGCCUGAGACCCCCAGCGAGAAGAUUGAAGGCUCCAAUGGAGCAGCCACCCCCUCAGCACCCUGUGGGUCAGGCGGCCGGAGCAGCGGGGCCACCCCGGUGUCCGGCCCGCCCCCGCCCUCGGCCAGCAGCACCCCUGCAGGGCAGCCUACCGCCGUUAGCCGGCUGCAGAUGCAGCUUCACCUGCGAGGCCUGCAGAACAGCGCCAGUGACUUGCGCGGCCAGCUCCAGCAGUUGCGCAAGCUCCAGCUACAGAACCAGGAGUCGGUGCGCGCGCUGCUGAAGCGCACGGAGGCAGAGCUGAGCAUGCGCGUGUCGGAGGCGGCGCGGCGGCAGGAGGACCCGCUGCAGCGGCAGCGCACCCUGGUGGAAGAGGAGCGGCUGCGUUAUCUCAACGACGAGGAGCUUAUUACCCAGCAGCUCAAUGACCUGGAGAAAUCGGUGGAGAAGAUCCAGAGGGACGUGUCCCACAACCACCGGCUGGUGCCCGGCCCUGAGCUGGAGGAGAAGGCACUGGUGCUGAAGCAGCUCGGGGAGACGCUGACAGAGCUCAAGGCUCACUUCCCGGGCCUGCAGAGCAAGAUGCGGGUGGUGCUUCGCGUGGAGGUGGAGGCGGUGAAGUUCCUGAAGGAGGAGCCCCAGCGCCUGGAUGGGCUCCUCAAGCGCUGCCGCGGGGUCACGGACACGCUGGCCCAGAUCCGAAGGCAAGUGGAUGAGGGUGUGUGGCCACCCUCCAACAAUCUCCUGAGUCAAUCCCCCAAGAAAGUGACGGCAGAGACUGACUUCAACAAGAGCGUGGACUUCGAAAUGCCACCCCCCAGCCCCCCGCUGAACCUGCGUGAGCUGAGCGGGCCAGCUGAAGGAGCCUCUCUUACCCCCAAAGUGGGCAACCCCACCAAAGGCCUGGACACUCCUGGCAAGAGAAGCGUGGACAAAGCUGUGUCUGUCGAGGCUGCAGAGCGAGACUGGGAGGAGAAGCGGGCAGCCCUGACCCAGUACAGUGCCAAGGACAUCAACCGGCUGCUGGAAGAGACACAGGCAGAGCUGCUCAAGGCCAUCCCUGACCUGGACUGUGCCAGCAAGGCCCAUCCAGGCCCGGCCCCCACUCCAGAUCACAAGCCCCCCAAGGCCCCCCACGGCCAGAAGGCAGCCCCCCGAACGGAGCCCAGUGGGAGGAGGGGCUCAGAUGAGUUGACAGUGCCCCGAUACCGCACGGAGAAGCCCUCCAAGUCGCCCCCGCCGCCCCCUCCCCGCCGGAGCUUCCCCUCCUCCCACGGCCUGACCACCACACGCACCGGAGAGGUGGUGGUCACCAGCAAGAAGGACUCGGCCUUCAUCAAGAAGGCCGAGUCCGAGGAGCUGGAGGUGCAGAAGCCCCAGGUGAAGCUGCGCCGGGCUGUGUCUGAGGUGGCCCGCCCGGCCUCCACACCACCCAUCAUGGCCUCGGCCAUCAAGGACGAGGAUGACGAGGAUCGCAUCAUCGCAGAGCUAGAGGUGUUUGAGAGAAGCUCAGUGUCUUCCCUCCCCCCCACGCCCCGCCGCCAGCUGAUCCCCACCUUGCUGUCCCCCCAGGACCUGGGGUCCCCCGGGGGCUCAGCCCCAGGCCCUACACGGAAGAGUGGCGGAGGCAGUGUACCACCCAUGAAAGUGGUGACUCCGGGGGCCUCUCGGCUGAAGGCGGCCCAGGGCCAGGCGGGCAGCCCCGACAAAAGCAAACAUGGCAAGCAGAGGGCCGAGUACAUGCGGAUCCAGGCCCAGCAGCAGGGAGCAUAACCUUGUGGGUGUGAGCAAGCCUCGAUGAGAUCGCGCUUGUGACGAGAAUUCUAGAAGGUGAUACGUUAACAAAAAAUGAAGGUUGAAUGGAGCAAUAAAGCAACACUGGGCCUCACGUGUAUCAGUGAGAAUGCUUUCAGUUGCAAGGAACAGGAACCCUGAUUUAAAAUGGCAUAAACAAUAAGGAAAGGUAUUCUGUAACCAAGAAGGCUGGAAGCAGGGGGAUUCCAGGGUUGGUGAAUUUAGCAGCUUGAGGAUAUCAGGACCCAAGUUUCUUUGCAUUUGGUCCUGCUGUCAUUUUUAUUAUAUUAUUAUUAAUUAUUAUUAUUAUUAUUUUGAGACGUAGUCUCACUCUGUCACCCAGGCUGGAGUGCAAUGGCACAACCUUGGCUCACUGCAACCUCCGCCUCCUAGGUUCAAGCGAUUCUCCUGCCUCAGCCUCCCGAGUAGCUGGGAUUACAGGUGCUCACAACCACACCUGGUUAGUUUUUGUAUUUUUAGUAGAGACAAAAUAUUGUCUAUGUUGUCUGUGUUGGUCAGGCUGGUCUCGAACUCCUGACCUCGUGAUUCGCCCACCUCGGCCUCCCAAAGUGCUGGGAUUACAGGUGUGAGCCACCACACCUGGCCUAUUUUUUUAUUAUUAUUUAUUUAUUUAUUUGAGAUGGAGUCUCGCUGUGUCACCCAGGCUGGAGUGCAGUGGCACAAUCUUGGCUCACUGCAAUCUCCGCCUCCUGGGUUCAAGCAGUUCUCCUGCCUCAGCCUCCCAAGUAGCUGGGAUUACAGGUGCCUGCCACUGCCGCCAGCUAAUUUUUGUAUUUUUAGUAAAGAUGGGGUUUCACCAUGUUGGCCAGGCUGGCCUUGAACUCCCGACCUUGUGAUCCACCCACCUCACCCUCCCAAAGCACUGGGAUUACGGGUGUGAACCACCGUCCCUGGCCUUCUUUUUUUUUUUUUUUUUUUUGGAGACAGAGUCUAGCUCUGUCGCCCAGGCUGGAGUGCAGUGGUGCCAUCUCUGCUCACUGCAAGCUCUGCCUCCGGGCUUCACACCAUUCUCCUGCCUCAGCCUCCUGAGUAGCUGGGACUACAGGCGUCCGCCACCACGCCCGGCUCAUUUUUUGUAUUUUUAGUAGAGACGGAGUUUCACCCUGUUAGCCAGGAUGGUCUCGUUCUCCUGACCUCGUGAUCCGCCUGCCUCGGCCUCCCAAAGUGCUGGGAUUACAGGCAUGAGCCACCGAGCCCGGUCUUAUUAUUAUUAUUUUUGAGAUAGGGUCUUACUCUGUCACCCAGGCUGGAGUGCAGUGGCAUGAUCUCUGCUCACUGCAGCCUCAACCUCUCCAAGCUCAAUCCAUUCUCCCCCCUCAGCCUUCCAAGUAGCUGGACUGCAGGUGGCGCCAUCACACCUCACUAAUUUUUUGUAUUUUUGGUAGAGAUGGGGUUUUGUCACAUUGCCCAGGCUGGUCUCAAACUCCUGACUUCAGGUGAUCCACCCACCUAAGCUUCCCAAAGUGCUGGGAUUACAGGCGUGAGCCACCACACCCAGCUUCACACAGCUGUUUUUAUUUAUUUAUUUAAAUUUUUUUUUAGAUAGAAUCUCUCGCUCUGUCACCCAGGCUGGAGUGCAGUGGUGUGAUCUCGGCUCACUGCAACCUCCACCUCCCUGGUUCAAGGGAUCUUCCUGCCUCAGCCUCCCAAGUAGCUGGGACUACAGGUGCACGCCACCAUGCCUGGUUAAUUUUUGUAAUUUUUGGUAGAGUUGGGGUUUCACUGUGUUGGCCAGGCUGGUCUCAAACUCCUGGCCUCAAGUGAUCUGACUGCCUAGGCCUCCCAAAGUGCUGGGAUUACAGGCAUGAGCCCGGCCUCACACAGCUGUUUUUAGAAGCUGGAGAAUCUUUCCCAGAAGCCUCCAACAGACCACACCUCUUAUCUCACUGCCCAUUCCUAAAUCAGUCACUGGCAAGGAGAAAGGAACUUCUCUAAUUGCCAUAGAUUUUAUCAUGAUCCCCACAUCCCCCACUUUGAGCUGGGGAAAGCCCAGCUUCUCCUGAUGGUUCCAUACCUGAUCCAGGCAGGGCUUAGCAAGGAAGGAGGGUGUGAGGGCUAGGGAGGGUGGCCCUGGGAAUGGCCCUGGAGGUGGAGCCAUCGGGGUCUGUAGAGUCAAGAGGUUCCACACUUGUCUGGACAUCUGGGCAUCAGAGUGUGAAGGGCCUCGGGAACAUGGACCCAGUGAGAGCAGGUGGCCGGCUCUGAUCCCCAGGCAAGAGGGAGGUGUGCAGGGUGGUGCCCUCUGGGACCAGCUCAGUGCUCCAUGCCUCCCCCAGCUGAAAGCUGGACAUGUGUGAGGUUUCUGCCUUGCCACGAAGGUAAUAAAGUUCUGCUUCUCUGGGCAUAAUUGGAACCAGCAGGGGAGGAUGGUGGGUGAAAGGAAAUGACAGGAACCUUCAGAGACAGCAGCUGUGUCACCUGAGAAGGGUUAGCAGCACAGGCUGGGGUCACCCGGCACAGCUGGAUGUGCUCCCUCAACUUCAGGAGAGUGGAUUGUGGAUGGUGUGGCCAGAGUCUCCCGGGAGGGAAGAUGGCCCGAGAGGAUUUUAGAAAGCACAUGCUUGCAGAAGUGGCCUCCAUGAAGAAGCGGGACGGGGACGAGGCAUCCCCGUAAACUGGUGAAGCUGGAUGUCUAAAGGUCUUGCACUGGCUGUUGGGGGGAGAAGGGGUACCUCAACUGGGUGAAGGCAUGUCACUUGCCUGAAUACAGGAGCCAGGUGGUGGUGCCGGAAGACAAGUGUUUCCAAGACCAAAGCUUGGAAUCGAAUGAAGCUCUUGAAAAAUGCUGAAGGGGUAGGAGCAGAAAAAGCAGCUUUUACCUAGAAAGAUCAGUUCAGAGGGAAAAGGACAACCAGGGAGAAUCAGCACCUUGCCGGGGGACAUGGUAAGGUGUGAAGAGACAUCAGGGGGAAGUGGGCAGUGCUUCCCUCCCACCUGGCUUUGGGGGAAAGAACUUUAAAUGGGAAAGGCUAGAGCAGAGGAGAGGCAGGACAGGACUGAGCCCAAGGUAAGUGACACAAUGGUCAGAGAGCCUCUGGUUCCUUUUGGAUGAGUUUGUCUCCAGGCCCAGGUACUGGGGGCACAGAGAGGGCAGGGGCCGUGCCUGACACAUGCUGAGGAUUGUGUGAAUCUGAUGACCCCGUGGCUGGGCCCUGGACCCCCUAGAACUCCCUUGAGUAAUGGAUGAGCAGAGGAGAGGGGUUAGAAAACCCAAACAGGGCCAGGCGCAGUGGCUCACGCCUGUAAUCCCAACACUUUGGGAGGCCGAGGUGGGCAGAUCACCUGAGGUUGGGAGUUCGAGACCAACCUGACCAACAUGGAGAAACCUCGUCUUACUAAAAAUACAAAAUUAGCCGGGCGUGGUGGCGCAUGCCUGUAAUUCCAGCUCUCGGGAGGCUGAGGUAGGAGAAUCGCUUGAACCCAGGAGGCGGAGGUUGCCGUGAGCCAAGAUUGCGCUAUUGUACUCCAGCCUGGACAACAAGAGCAAAACUCCGUCUCAAAAAAAAAAGAAAGAAAGAAAGAAAAAGAAAACCCAAAUGGGGAACUUUUGCUUUAACUUAAAUAAAUAAAUAACAAAACAAAAAAA
Molecule: messenger RNA, 7637 nt
Organism: Symphalangus syndactylus (siamang)
Lineage: Eukaryota; Metazoa; Chordata; Mammalia; Primates; Hylobatidae
Gene: SRCIN1
Product: SRC kinase signaling inhibitor 1
Biological process (GO): regulation of dendritic spine morphogenesis
Cellular component (GO): postsynaptic density; actin cytoskeleton; cytoplasm
Source: RefSeq, a predicted model, not a curated record